AUGAAAAAGCCUCUUUUGCCAAACUUGGGGAGAAAAAACGAAAAUGUAGAAAGCUUGGGCAAAAUCAGCUCCAUGAUAAAUCACAUGAAAUUGAUUGACGACAGUCUGAAGAAUUUAUUUUUAUGUGAGGAUGACUUGAAUAGCCAUGACGCCUUUUUGUUGUUUCGAGGAAAAGUUGCGAAGAGAAUUGUCCACUACUCCAGCCUGGCCGCGGAAUGCAAGGACAAGAUCCUCUGCGCCGAGGCGUCCGAUGAGGACGUGGAGGACGUCCGGCAGCAGUUCGAGUUCCACCAGGGGAAUGUGCAAAGGUACAAGAACAAGCUGAGCAUCUGGUGGAACAAAAAGGGGAAGGACUACCACCGCCUAUGCAUGAAUGAAUUUCUGACCAAGCGUAAAAGUGACGACCAUGGGACAUUCUCAGAGUCAGCAGAGAAAAAACAAACGGAUGCAAAUUUAAAAGACACGAAGCAAAUGAUGAUUGAAGAAAUCAACAGAAUGAAGAGCGUCAGAUCGGAGUUACUCGAGUCGUCCCACAAAUUGAGGAAGCAGGACCAAAUAUUUAACAUGUUCGAGUCGAAAAUAAAAUCCAGCACGCAGCUGUUAUUCUCUUUAAAAAAAAAGGCACAAAACGACACGCGAUACGUGUGGUAUUCCUUUUUCUUCUUUCUGAGUGUGUGCUCGUAUAUUAUCCUGCGUAGGCUGGGGGUGAUCUGGGCCCUCCUAACGGUCAUCAAAUUGAUGCUUUCAAUGGUGCUCUACGUGGUCAAAUUAGCGUUGGGCAUGUUUCUUUUUGUUAAGAAGGGCAAUGAGGAAAAGGGCGCAAGUGGGGAAGACGAUUUGGGGAAAAUCGAUGUGCCCAUUCCAGUUACAACUGAGUUGUGA
Molecule: messenger RNA, 882 nt
Organism: Plasmodium vivax (malaria parasite P. vivax)
Lineage: Eukaryota; Apicomplexa; Aconoidasida; Haemosporida; Plasmodiidae
Exons: 7
Coding region: 1-882 (293 amino acids)
Biological process (GO): retrograde vesicle-mediated transport, Golgi to endoplasmic reticulum
Cellular component (GO): endoplasmic reticulum; SNARE complex
Molecular function (GO): SNAP receptor activity
Source: RefSeq, a predicted model, not a curated record